GCUCCAAGCCAACUAUGGAGCCCUCCGGCAGUCAGAAGGGGCCUGGCGCGGCUCCUGCACCCGCGGACUCAGCCUCGGCCUCGGUGACCCUGGCGCAGCUCCUGCAGCUGGUCCAGCAGGGCCGGGGUCUCCCCGGCCUGGAGAGGCGCCACGUCGUGGCGACCCUCGGCGAACCCACGGCGUCCCGGCUCCCGCGGAGGCCCAAGCCCUGGGAGGCCUCGGGCUCCGCCGACGCCCCCGCGCCGCCCUUCCAGACCCGGGGCCAGAGGCCCGACGACGCUCCCUAUGGGCAGAGGACCCUCCUGGAAGAACCUGGCUCCGGGGAGGCUGCGACAGCGCCUUCCUAGAUGGCAUAUAUAGUGGGUUCCUGAGGCUCGAGGUCCUUUGCAGCUGUGAAGGAAAAAUGUUGCUGCCCUAUCAGCAAAGGACGCUGCACCCAUCUAGCCAUCAACCAGUACUGCGGCCCCGUCGGCGAGCCCUAGGGAACCCAGGAUGGAGACAAAUGGGCCGCCGGCUGCCAAGCUCUCAGCCACUGCAGACACUACCAACGGCGCACCCUGAGGGGGCUUAAGAUGGGAAAGAACAGGAUACUGGCCGUGGAUAGCGAAGGCGCAUAUCAAAGGCAAGGUGUCAGUGAGCCCAGACUCUUGCAUCUACCUGUUCACAGAAAAAAGCUCAAUUCAUUAACGUGAGAUGUCGGGUUCUCUUUAAUUAACAGUAAUCUUUUGAUGUUCUGACUACCUGAUUUUGUUGCAGAACUCCUACCUAUCCUUCAGAGCAGUCCCUCAGAGCUAUCUGAGAGGCUGCCUCCUGGGCUUGCGUCCUCAGAAAGUCUGCCAAAUAAAAUAAUUCUCAACUUUGAGGUUUUGCUUUUUUUUUUUUUUUUUUUUCAGUCCACAGUUUUGGUGACCAUGGAGGGAACCAGAGCAGACUUCUCCUCUUCGCCUGAACUCUACGAGGAACCGGACCCUUGGUACUGGCAGAGACCU
This is a messenger RNA of Kogia breviceps (pygmy sperm whale), 989 nucleotides long. RefSeq names its product chromosome 10 C6orf226 homolog (gene PEX39). The record is from RefSeq and is a predicted model, not a curated record. NCBI's taxonomy places the organism in Eukaryota, Metazoa, Chordata, Mammalia, Artiodactyla, Physeteridae.